This is a messenger RNA of Alternaria triticimaculans, 507 nucleotides long. RefSeq lists its product as uncharacterized. Lineage: Eukaryota; Fungi; Ascomycota; Dothideomycetes; Pleosporales; Pleosporaceae. Bases 1 to 507 code for a protein of 168 amino acids. The transcript has 2 exons. The record is from RefSeq and is a predicted model, not a curated record.
AUGGCAUCUCCCAACUCUGCCGCCGAGUUCUCGUUUGUAGAAGUGACUACUUUCCCUCCUCAGUCCGCCGAAGUCCAGGCCAAGGUGGCCCGCCUCCAGGCAGACACCGACGAAAUGGUGGCCGAGAGAGACAGGUUUGCAGCCAUCAACGGGCCCUUCAUCGCCGCCGGCGGUGACCCGGACAACAUCCCAAACCCAUGGCGCCUCACACCAGCCCGCCUAGACAACAUGCUCCGACUCUACUACGGUCUAAAGCCCCACGAUCGUUCGUUCGAGGGUAUCUCCUUUGUUCAGUACUUUGGAAGCAUCGACGGAAUUGCCAACGGUUACCCCAUCGGCACCCGCGUCACGUCAUUCAACAUCCAUACUCAAGUCACCAACCUCAACGAGAUCUGGCGCAUGGUCAAGUGCAUUCAAGACUCCGAAUCUUUCGGCGAAGGUGGCACAGGCCUCCCCGUCCACGGCGAGGGAGAGCCCACGUUCAACAUACUCGUCACGAUGACUUGA